AUGAGCGAGACCAUCCGCGUGUUCCCAAGAAAGAAGUUGCUCCAGCAGACCUCCUCGCCUGCUUGCAGGAAGAAUCCAGGCGUUAGCCUCAAGGCUUCCUCCCUCCAAGCUCUCUUCCACCUCCCCCAGACCAAAGCUGCCGCCUCCCUGGGGCUGUCGCUCACGGCGUUCAAGAGCGCGUGCCGCCGCCUCGGCAUCGCUCGCUGGCCGUACGAGCGCAAGUCUCGCCGGGAGCGAGCGGGGGCCGCGCACGAGCAGGAGCCGCAGGAAGGGGAGGAAGAAGCCAGGCAGGACGAGGUCAAGCAGGAAGAUGGCGACGAGCCGCUGGAGCCGGAGUGGAUCGACUGGUACAUGUCCGCCAGCGAGAGCGAAGGCACGGGGCUGCCUUGGGAGGGCGGAGCCUAG
Messenger RNA from Guillardia theta CCMP2712, 405 nucleotides. RefSeq lists its product as hypothetical. The transcript is spliced from 2 exons. The record is from RefSeq and is a predicted model, not a curated record. Lineage: Eukaryota; Cryptophyceae; Pyrenomonadales; Geminigeraceae. Gene Ontology annotation, molecular function: DNA-binding transcription factor activity. The coding region runs from base 1 to 405 and encodes 134 amino acids.